AUGUAUCCGUUCGGUCCCCGUUUGUUACAUUCGAGUGUUCACCUCCGACCUGACAAUAUGAAACUGAUCCUGAUCUCCGCUCUUUUCGGCUUCGCCGCCGCGGCGUACGCCCCAUCAGCCUACCCUGAACAGUCCAACCGCCCUCAGGCCUCCUUCGAGAAGAAUGCUAGAAUCAUAGCGCUGGACUCCGACGUGAAAGAAGAUUCCUUCAGAUACAACUACGAAACCGAGAAUGGCAUCAAGGCUGAGGAACAGGGCCGUGAGGCUGACGGUAUCGAGGCUCAAGGUGGCUUCCAGUACACCGGUGAUGAUGGCCAGGUCUACUCCAUCAGCUACGCCGCUGGUCAGGGUGGUUUCCAACCCCAGGGUGCUCACAUCCCCACCCCUCCCCCAGUACCUGAAGAGAUCCUGAAGGCUCUGGAGCAGAACGCUCGUGAUGAGGCCGCUGGCAUCAUUGAUGAUGGUCAGUACAACCCUGGCAAAUACGGUGACGCUGCCAGCGCUGGUGCCGCCUACCAACAACCCCAGUUCGCGAGAGCACAGGCUGGAUACAGACAAACUUACAAAUACUAAGCACGACCAUAACAUAUCAGUAUUUAGCUAUAUUUCAUUUUAUUAAACAAAAAAAUAUAAGUAGAGCAACUUUUGUGCCAUUUGCAUUGCACACACACCUGUAACGUAACAAUUUAAUUGGUGUUCGCAUUUCAAAAAUGUGAAGGUCAAACACGCACACUGGUAACACAGUGAAGCAAUUUGACGAUAAAACAAAUGCAAAAUGAGAUGACAUGAAAAAUGCUUUACUUAAUUUUCAUGAGGCUUUUCUGUAAGUACAUUUUGUGAAGUUUUUAAUUGUGAUAUUUGAAUUUAAAUGUUUGAUUUUCUUACUGUAUUUCUUGUUUAACAAAAUAUGCUUACAGAUACUAAAAUUAAAAUGGAUAUCAAUAAAAAUGGAGUAUGAUAAUAGGAAAGUGUCGUAGUAUGUGUAAUCUGAUAUAGUCAUAAUGGUUACCAGUGAGUUGUGAAGGAUGCGACUUAUUUAUUCUAUGAAUAAAAACUUAUACUUUUUUCUAUAAUUUA
Molecule: messenger RNA, 1077 nt
Organism: Spodoptera litura
Lineage: Eukaryota; Metazoa; Arthropoda; Insecta; Lepidoptera; Noctuidae
Product: cuticle protein 3-like
Cellular component (GO): chitin-based extracellular matrix
Molecular function (GO): structural constituent of chitin-based larval cuticle
Source: RefSeq, a predicted model, not a curated record